ACACGCAAAUAAGCUUUCGAAAAACGCAGGCCUAUUCUGUCUUUCUGAUAUAUCGUGCUCAUCCGCCUUUCGCGAAGGACUUCCAUGUUUCAUUAUUUCGUUCACGACCCCCUAUCACUCUCAUACAUAAGUCACAAUGGCAAUUGGCACCACCCCUAAAUCGGUCAUCGUCACCGGCGGUGCAAGCGGCAUCGGCCUCACCAUCGUACGCCACUUCGCUUCUCAAGGCGGCAAGAUCGCCAUCUUUGAUGUCAACGCAGCCUCUGGAAAGUCCAUCGCGUCCGAUGUCGCUUCGGAGUAUCCUCAAUCCACGAUAACCUUUCACCAGUGUGAUAUAUCUUCGUGGAAAGAACAGGCGCAGGCGUUCUCAGAUGUCUAUGAUGCAUUCGGUCGGAUAGAUAUCGUCUUUGCAAAUGCUGGUAUAGCAGAGGGGAUGUCGAAUGCCCUGGCGACUAUCCACCCAGACGCCCCCCAGGAGCCGAACCUGAAGGUGGUGGCCGUUGAUCUAAAUGGUGUCAUCUACUCUGUGAAACUUGCUAUUCAUUACAUUAGCAAGAAUGAAGUAUCUGGCGACUCUCGAGGCUCAAUCAUUUGCACAGCGUCAGAUGCCGCUCUCUAUUCGUUUCCAGUCGGACCGAUGUAUGCGGCUGCAAAGGCUGGUGUUAUCGGUCUCGUACGAUCGACGGCUCCCAUACUUGAUGACCUCAAGAUUCAGAUCAACACGAUGGCCCCAGCAGCUCUAGUCACGAAUAUCAUCCCCGACCCAGAAAUGUACAAGCACAUGGUAGUCACACCAAUGUCCACCCUGAUUAAGGGUGUAUCGAAGAUUAUAGGUACUCCAAGUCUGAACGGUAAAGUCGUAGAAAUUCACGACAACGAACCGACGAUCCGCGAUGAGCCUUACCAAUUCGUAUCUGAUGGAACUCGGCAUAAUCAGGAAAAGGCGUGAGAAAUGUUUAAGUUCUUCAAGUCUUCAACGGGAGGUCUCCAUACGCCCUAAUGGCGCCUCGAUGAAUACGAUUGCUACACAUUACAAGAGAACAUUGAUUUCCCAAUGCACAAACUAAGUCCACCCAAAACUGCGAGAUGUGCAUGGAUUGUGAGGUUAUUGUCCAAUUUCGUGAUGGUCACUUUAACUCGAACCACUUUCUUUCUCGAACCGAGGGAUCGGCUGUGGCCACCAACGCGGGGAAAUGACACUCUCUCAACUCCAUGAAAACCAAACCUCGGAUAACAGGUUCGUUGCUUCGUAUUCCAUACGCGUAAAGCUCCAAUCUCUCUAGCC
This is a messenger RNA of Colletotrichum godetiae, 1285 nucleotides long. RefSeq lists its product as uncharacterized. The transcript is spliced from 3 exons. Bases 137 to 949 code for a protein of 270 amino acids. Gene Ontology annotation, cellular component: cytoplasm. Gene Ontology annotation, molecular function: oxidoreductase activity, acting on the CH-OH group of donors, NAD or NADP as acceptor. NCBI's taxonomy places the organism in Eukaryota, Fungi, Ascomycota, Sordariomycetes, Glomerellales, Glomerellaceae. The record is from RefSeq and is a predicted model, not a curated record.